Molecule: messenger RNA, 2268 nt
Organism: Erinaceus europaeus (western European hedgehog)
Lineage: Eukaryota; Metazoa; Chordata; Mammalia; Eulipotyphla; Erinaceidae
Gene: WNT2B
Product: Wnt family member 2B
Exons: 5
Coding region: 430-1626 (398 amino acids)
Biological process (GO): canonical Wnt signaling pathway; cell fate commitment; multicellular organism development
Cellular component (GO): extracellular region
Molecular function (GO): cytokine activity; frizzled binding
Source: RefSeq, a predicted model, not a curated record
GGCGGGGGGGGGGGGGUGCGGGGGCGGCCGCCACACCUCGGGCUCCGGGCGCCCGGGGCCGCGCGGGCGGAGCCGCCCUGAGUGCCGCGCGUGUCCCCGGCCCCGGCCCCGCCCCGCGCCGUCCAAUGAGAGCCUGCGGCCGCGGGGGCUGUCCGCGCACUCGGCCCGCAGCCCCGACACCGCGCCCUCGCCGGCCAGUGCGCCCGGCUCCCUCGCUCCGCUCCGUGCCGCGCCGUCCGGGAUCGGUCUCGGGGAGCCGCUCCUCGCACCCGCCCCCACGCUCCAACUCCGGUUCCAGCCGCCCAGGUGCUCCCGGGACCCCUCGCCCGCGCGUCCCAUGGCCCCCCAGGGGGGAGAAGGCGGAGCAGCCUGAGCACCCGCGCCCCGUCCACGCCCCUCGGGGCCGCGCGGCGAGAGUUCGGGGGAGCUAUGCUGAGGCCAGGGGUCGCGGAGGAAGCCGCGCAGCUCCCCUCUCGGCGCGCCCGCGCCCCUGUCCCCACACCCGCGCCCACACCCGCGCCCGCGCCCGCGCCCAGACCCGCCGCCCCCGACGGCCCGGCCCGCUGCGGCCUCGCCUGCCUGCUGCUGCUGUUGCUGCUGACGCUGCCGGCCCGCGUGGACACGUCCUGGUGGUACAUCGGGGCCCUGGGGGCCCGAGUGAUCUGUGACAACGUCCCUGGCCUGGUGAGUCGGCAGCGGCAGCUGUGCCAGCGUUACCCAGACAUCAUGCGCUCAGUGGGCGAGGGUGCUCGAGAAUGGAUCCGGGAGUGUCAGCACCAGUUCCGCCACCACCGCUGGAACUGCACCACGCUGGACCGGGACCACACGGUCUUUGGCCGUGUCAUGCUCAGAAGUAGCAGGGAGGCAGCAUUUGUGUAUGCCAUCUCAUCAGCAGGGGUGGUUCACGCUAUCACACGUGCCUGCAGCCAGGGGGAACUAAGUGUGUGCAGCUGUGACCCCUACACCCGCGGCCGACACCAUGACCAACGAGGCGACUUUGACUGGGGUGGCUGCAGUGACAACAUCCACUAUGGCAUUCGUUUUGCCAAGGCCUUUGUGGAUGCCAAAGAGAAGAGGCUUAAGGAUGCCCGGGCCCUCAUGAACUUACAUAACAACCGCUGUGGUCGCACGGCUGUGCGUCGGUUCCUGAAACUGGAGUGUAAGUGCCACGGCGUGAGUGGCUCCUGCACUCUGCGCACCUGCUGGCGUGCCCUCUCAGACUUCCGCCGGACAGGUGAUUACCUAAGGCGGCGCUAUGAUGGGGCUGUGCAGGUGACAGCCACCCAGGAUGGUGCCAACUUCACAGCAGCCCGCCAAGGCUAUCGUCGUGCCACCCGGACCGACCUUGUCUACUUCGACAACUCCCCAGACUACUGUGUCUUGGACAAGGCUGCAGGUUCUCUAGGCACUGCAGGCCGUGUCUGCAGCAAGACGUCAAAAGGGACGGAUGGUUGUGAAAUCAUGUGCUGUGGCCGAGGGUAUGACACAACUCGAGUAACCCGUGUUACCCAGUGUGAGUGCAAGUUCCACUGGUGCUGUGCCGUACGGUGUAAGGAGUGCAGAAACACUGUGGAUGUCCAUACCUGCAAGGCCCCCAAGAAGGCAGAGUGGCUGGACCAGACCUGAAUGUAGAGAUACCUCACUCAUCCCUCCACUCCAAACCUCCUGACUCAAAAAGCACAAGAUCUUUGCAUGCACACCUUCCUCCACCCUCACUCAGCCCUGGGCUGCCACAGCUUCUAUUUAAGGACUUGAAGAGUGACCCAGAGAGACUCUGGUGUCCUGGUUGGCUCCUUAGCCCUGGGAAGGAGUUGGCAAGGCAUGUAAGAAACAGUGGCUUCCAGACUCCCACCUCUGGAGGCUAGAAGGGAGAGUGGGAAAGGUAGGGGUCUUCAGAGUGAUAUGAGUUGCACUAAAGCACAUGGUCAAGUCUCUUUCUUCCUUUCUCUUGCACUGGCUUCCUGACACUAUUUGUGUGUACAAAAGGAAGGGCUCCUGGGGAGAGCAGCUACCUAGCUGGCUGAAGCUAGACAGGACAGAGGUGAAACCACUUCUCUCUUCCUUGGGUCAGUUUGAGCAUACUGUCUGGUACAGCAAAAUAAACUCUCAGGCUAUGACAUUCUCCCAUUAUCAAAAGCCUGGGAUUUCUAGACAAAGGUUGCCAUCAUGGACAAGAUUACAUUCACAUGCUCAUAUGUUUAGAAACUGCUGUGUUUUAUAGGGGAAAAUUAUGUUACUAUAUAAACAUAUACAAACUUCUAGUCUGUA